GAAAUUCAGUUGCGUUUGGGUUGUGCGCAAAUGCAAAUGCCCAAAAUGUUUCGAUCGUCGAUUGUUAUUCUUGUUGCCAAUUUUGUGUUUGUGGCGCCCGCAACUUUCGUUCCGCGCAUAAAUAACGAUAAUGGAUUUCAACUGGUGCCGAAUAAUGAUGGAUAUACCUUGAGCAUUCGACAGCCGGAUAAUACCAAUUGGCGGGAGGAGACGGUGAAAGAGAUUGCACCCGGCGAAUUGGAGGUAAAAGGAAUAGUGAAUCAGGCAUUCAAAGAAGAUGGAGGCACUCUUGUGGUUGUCUACGAGGCGGGCCGUAAUGGAUAUGUGGCCAAGUAUAUAUACGAAGGAUCUAAGAAACCAACACCAGCCCCGCAUGCACCAUAUCAAAUCUUGCUAAGUGCCAAAGCUUUAAUGUCAGCAGCUGGUUGAAAUUUCAUAAUGUGAUUUGAUAUUAAAUUAAUAAAUGUGUUUAUUGGAACAAUAGGUUGGAAUUACCGUAACAACUUU
Drosophila albomicans is the source of this 507-nucleotide messenger RNA. RefSeq lists its product as uncharacterized. Lineage: Eukaryota; Metazoa; Arthropoda; Insecta; Diptera; Drosophilidae. The coding region runs from base 31 to 429 and encodes 132 amino acids. The record is from RefSeq and is a predicted model, not a curated record. The transcript is spliced from 3 exons.